This is a messenger RNA of Ectocarpus siliculosus, 3301 nucleotides long. NCBI's taxonomy places the organism in Eukaryota, Phaeophyceae, Ectocarpales, Ectocarpaceae. The record is from the annotation of a GenBank genome assembly.
AUGGUGGUGCUGUCGAGGCGCCGAUCGAGAGGCUGUGGAGUUGGAUGGUGGUGCUGUCGAGGCGCCGAUCGAGAGGCGGUGGAGUUGGAUGGUGGUGCUGUCGAGGCGCCGAUCGAGGAAGCAGAGGCGGCGGAGUUGGAUGGUGGUGCUGUCGAGGCGCCGAUCGAGGAAGCAGAGGCGGUGGAGUUGGAUGGUGGUGCUGUCGAGGCGCCGAUCGAGGAAGCAGAGGCGGCGGAGUUGGAUGGUGGUGCUGUCGAGGCGCCGAUCGAGGGAGCAGAGGCGGUGGAGUUGGAUGGUGGUGCUGUCGAGGCGCCGAUCGAGGUUUCCCCGGUCGGGCCGGAGGAAGCAGAGGCGGCGGAGUUGAAUGGUGGUGCUGUCGAGGCGCCGAUCGAGGAAGCAGAGGCGGUGGAGUUGGAUGGUAGUGCGGUCGAGGCGCCGAUCGAGGAAGCAGAGGCGGCGGAGUUGGAUGGUGGUGCUGUCGAGGCGCCGAUCGAGGAAGCAGAGGCGGCGGAGUUGGAUGGUGGUGCUGUCGAGGCGCCGAUCGAGGAAGCAGAGGCGGCGGACUUGGAUGGUGGUGCGGGCAAGUCGCCGAUCGAGGAAGCAGAGGCGGCGGAGUUGGACGGUGGCACGGGCGAGACACCGAUCGAGGAAGAAGAGGCGGCGGAGUUGGAUGGUGGUGCGGGCGAGUCGCCGAUCGAGGUUGCCGCUGCUGCCGCUGGCGAGGGAGACACUCCGAUCGUGGCGACUCAUGUACCCGACGACCCUGCGGCAAUGGGUGCAGAAACACUCGACGCACCAUCGAAGGUCCUCGAGGAGAGCCCCCUUACCCCCGCGCCGGGUUCGGUGGCAUCUCCCAAGGAGACCGGGGGAACAGAGGAAAAGAAGGCGGUACACCCACUCCCUAGGUUGUUCGGGUUGGGCAAGAAGAGUAGAUCGGAGGACCUCAACACUGUUCCCACCGCGGAUGCCGGAACCGACGUCGUGGAGCCCGACCCGACCGGUGCUUUGAGAACCGCAGGCGAGCAGUCGGAGACACCCUUGGCCACAAAAACGAGAGAGGGAACCGAAGAGACUUUCGUCCUCGUGGCGAUGGGAUCAGACGAAACUCCGACCGGCGCUGCUGUUGUUGAAGGAGCUGUCGACAUGAAUGCACCCGAACCUGGUGCUCUUGUCGGUGGCGGCCUUCCUAGUCUCGGGACAGAUGCACCUGGGGCUUUGGUAGAAGAGGACACUCAUGGACCGAAGGCGAGUGACGAGAGUGCCGUUGCACCGGCUGCUGGACUCGAAGGCACUAUCGAACAGCCCAUUGCAAUGGCCGAGGGAGACGUGCCGAUGCCCUCUGUCUCGCAUGACCAAGUGGAUAAAUCUAAGGAGUCAGCGGAUGUGGCUGGAACUGUGAGGCUUCUGGAGGAGACAGCAGUCGAUGCACAGGCGACAGGAAGUGCGGUGGCGGGCGAGGUGGGAAUGCCGUCGGCGGUGGCGGAAGGUCAGGGCGGGCCCAAAUCAAGCAAGAAGAAGAAGGGAGGUUUCUCUCUGCAGAAGCUGUUCGGUUGGGACAAGGGCAAGCCACGUUCCAGCGUCGAAAACGAAUCUCCUGCAGCGAGCGGCGAACAGCCAUCUGCCACCGCACCGCUGACCGUGGGCGACGUCGCCACGACUGACAAGGCCACGAUGAGCCCUGCCGUAGCGGUGGAUGGGCCAACUGCGCGUAAUCCGGAAGGGUCUGUCACGACUCCGGCGUUCGCUGCUUGCGAACGAGCUUCAGAUGCAGUCGACGCGGUGUCGGAGUCGAUCAAAGCAGCAGCCGACCAGAUCGCCCCGCAUGUAGCGAAGAAGGAAGAGGCCGAAAAGCCCUAUUCUGCCGAGGCUUGUGACAAGACAUUCGCAGGUGGAGCGCAGCUUGAGCCGCCUGUUCCACCUGUCGUGGACAGAUCGCCCACCCCAGCGACCACAGACGUCUACAAUCUCAAGGUACAGGUUGAGCCGGAGCACGGGUUCCCCGUGGUGGCCUUGGACAAGCCGGUAGCGGAGCUAUCGCCGCUCGCCCGCCACUUCCCGGAGUUCGCCCCGAAAGCUGGCAAGCCCGUCGUUGACGGUGACGAGAUAGAUGCGGCUACCUUGGCGACGAGCGCCCCCCCCCUGGCUGGCCCUGGUGUUAACAAGAAGGAACAACUCAAGGGAUUAGCUCCAGUAUCACUCGCGGAAGAGGCUGCAAAGUCUGAGGAGAUGUUUCUGGGCUCGGCUGCCGGAAAGCCGGCAACACCGGAUGAUGCUUUUAUAAUCACCGCGAGCCCGCCAACCUUGCCCGUGUCCUCCGUUGUUCACAAGCCACCGUCUUCGGGGGGCAAGGAGGUGUCCGGUGGCGACGUGUGCGGAAUCACGAAUGAAGGAAUAGCUGACACUACGGCAGCGUUCGGCGUGGUUGACAUGUCUGAAAUGAUGGCGAAAGAGGAGAUGGUGAACCCUUCUUCUCCGAAAGCGGAGGGAGCGACAGCGCUGCACGGUAGCCCUGCUGCCGAAGCGGCACCGGCCGCGACCGGCCGUGCUGCACGGCCAAGCCAAUCGCCUGGGUGGAAGGGAUACGCCGUAGCGGGUGAUGAUGAUGAUGCUGCUGCUCCCCCUCCAGAGGGGGCACCCCACACGCCGGGGACUACUGGAGCGGCAAGCGCGGCAGAGGCAAGCGCGGCAGAGACCAGCCUUUACGCCUGUUCUCCCCCGGAGAGCAAAGCCACGAUGAACGUGUGCUCUCCCAACAAACAGGAUUGCGUGAUCAGCUAGUUCUUUUCGACGCGUGCGUUAUUGUUGGUUUUCCCUGCGUAGAUGACUAUUUACAUACUUUGCUCAAUGGAGUGGCUCGCGCGUAAAAAGUCGUCCACAGCUGUACGUGCAUUCGUAUUUCCUUGGGGUGCCUGCUCACCCUCUCGUCCUGCCAUACUGGACGGGUCCCUGAUGAGGUAUUUCGUAGUUCGCUCUCGGGGUUGUUCCUUGCCUGACAGUACAGUAUCCUUUGAUUGGGGUAUAUAAUCGAACGGGAAAGUCUCUGUGAUGUAUAACUCGAGCGGUGGGCGGUAAUUAUUUGAAGAUGUGCCCGAACGGCAGAGGUAGCAGAGAAACCGAACUCGAUAUCUUUUGGUAUUUGCUGUACGGCAUACAUGAUGACAUGUAUAUAUUCAGCAACGCGCAGACAACGCGCAAGGUCGGCGGUGAAGGUGUCAGGUACGUAUCGCAUGGGUUGUGGCCGGCAGUGAGUAAUCUUGCUUGUUGAGAAUGUUUUCUGUGGUUUGGCGCUCGCUGAUGCCGG